GUGCCAUGGCUUUUGCAUCUCGAUGCACCUCAUAAACCGAAUGAAGCCUUGUUGAAGGAACUUCAUCCUGCUGUUCUUCAACUGGGUCUUUAUUUCUCUGAAUAUAAAAUUGUUGGCUCUAAUGCACGUUGUGUUGCCAUGUUGGAAGUGUUUUCAAAGGUUAUUUCUGAUCAUAAACCACCCUCGGACGCUACGUUUUCAAGACAUAUUCAAAAACAUUUGGACCCACAUAUUGCUUAUUUACUCAGCAUUCGUCCCAUGUCACUCAGUAUGCGAGAAUGUAUUCGUUGGUUGAAAAAAGAGAUGGCGGAUAUUGUGGAAGAAGACCCACCUUUAAGCGAUGCCGAUGCGAAAAAUCGCCUGACCGAACGUAUCAGCCACUUUAUUCGCGAACGCAUUACGAUGGCGGAUCAGCUUAUUAUUCAGAACGGAUUGACAAAGAUUCAGGACGGCGAUGUGAUUUUGACGUACGCGAAAUCAUCCGUGGUCGAGAAUCUCUUGUUGGAGACCCAAAAGAAGGGGAUUGAUUUCAAGGUGAUUGUCGUGGACAGUCGUCCUUUGUUUGAGGGCAAACAUUUGCUGCGUCGUCUCGUGGCAGCAGGGAUUGAUUGCUCGUAUUAUUUGUUAUCGAGUGUGUAUGUCGCGUUAAAGUCGGUGACCAAAGUGGUGAUGGGAGCGCACGCGCUGCUGAAUAACGGCGCCGUCUAUUCGCGUAUUGGUAGUGCGAUGGUGGCGAUGGCAGCGAGCGACAAGCAGAUUCCUGUCAUGAUUUGCUGUGAAACCUACAAGUUUGUCAAUCGUACGCAGGUCGAUUCGUUUGUACUGAAUGAACUGGGCGAUCCAGACGACUUGGUCCACACGACCCAUACACCCUCGGAGGAGGAGAGUGCUGUCUUGAGUUUGUGGAGAAAUCAACCUGAUUUGAGAUUAUUAAACUUGUUGUAUGAUGUCACACCCUCGAAAUAUAUCACUUUGGUCGUGACAGAAGUAGGUCUUAUUCCUUGCACAUCUGCACCUGUGAUUUGGCGUGAAUACAAUGAGGAAUUUGGCAAACGGAUGGCGUAGUAAAUAUCCAAGUCGACAGGACAGUCAUGGCACUAUGUCAAUGUAUACACAACCUAGACCUUUUCAAUCCAUUUAAAAUAAAAACCACAUCCCCUUUCCUCAUCUUGUGACAUAAAUGAAUCCUUUUUUUUUUUUUUUCAUUUAGCUUUUUUUGGAGGUUAAAAAAAAAACGAAAAAAAUGAUCAUCCUAUUGCAGUACAAUAA
Messenger RNA from Mycotypha africana, 1269 nucleotides. RefSeq lists its product as uncharacterized. The record is from RefSeq and is a predicted model, not a curated record. Bases 139 to 1065 code for a protein of 308 amino acids. The transcript is spliced from 4 exons. Lineage: Eukaryota; Fungi; Mucoromycota; Mucoromycetes; Mucorales; Mycotyphaceae.